GUGGCGCACAGACAGGCGGCAGCCCUCAGAAAGUGGGAAGUUUUCGCCAUUCUGUCUAAAAAUUAAUCACCUUCAUGUCGACUCUGUUGGAUACUAACCCGCCGAUGCUAUGGUUACCUUUAUUACGAUCUUACAGGUGAAUCUAGUGAUGUCAAUCCUGCUGUAUGUGAUGGUCCUCGUGUACCUCUAUGGUAUCCAGGCAACCAACAUGGAUAGCAGUCGCCAGGGGCAACAGCAUCAGCAGCAGCCGAGUCCCGACCCUUUGAACUCUCUCAUCAUCCAGCUGCUUCAGGCUGACCUGACGAAGGGGAAAACCAGGGGGAACCAGAGCCAACAGGGUAAAAGCAGGGACACGGAGCUCCAGGACACACUGCCUCCUCUUCUCAGUACAAACUUUCCCUUAGAGGACCAGGGCGAUGUGGAGCAGUGGGGGACAGGGAGUCGCAGCAGCGGGAGCAGUGACGGCAUGGUGGACCAGCAGGUGAUGCUGUUGAACUCUGACCUACUCAGGCAGCAGAAGCGGUACAACUCACCUCGGGUGCUGCUGAGUGACAGGCCACCACUGCAGCCGCCGCCUCUGUACCUCGCAGACGAUUUUGUGAACAGUGGACCGGAGGGCGGGGCAGCAGGAAACAAGACACGAAAGAAGCGUUACGCUGAGCACAGAAGCUACCGUGGGGAAUAUUCUGUGUGUGACAGUGAGAGCCAGUGGGUGACAGAUAAAACCCAAGCAGUGGAUACCAGGGGGGACCCUGUCACUGUUCUGGCCAAAAUUAAAACCAGUGCCACGCAGGACAUUAAACAGUACUUUUACGAGACACGCUGUCGGACCCCCAGGCCCUUCAAAGGUGGCUGCAGGGGCAUCGACGACAAGAACUGGAACUCGCAGUGCAAGACGACGCAGACGUACGUACGAGCGCUGACGCAGGUCCGCAAUUCAGUGGGCUGGAGGUGGAUACGCAUAGACACUUCAUGCGUCUGCGCAUUGUCAAGGAAACGUCAUAGGACAUAAACAAAACAACACAAGAACCUGCCAGGGACUACCUGUUUGGAAUUCUACUUCCUACAUAGGAUUUUGUUUCCUGCUCUCAAUGCUCCCCACCACGAGAUAAUGUGUCAUGGUGUUGAAGAGCAACAUUCUGCUAUAAAAUGAUACUUUUACUGAAGAAAUCUUGGGUCCAUUAAAAUGAUAUUUCACAUGAAUGUGCUGCAGAUCCACAAACCGGUUCAGCACUGCUGUCACGGAAGAACUUGUUUGAGAGGGACAGGGAGGGAGGGCGUGAGUGUGUGAGGGAGAACUGUACAUAUAAAUUAUUUAAAUUAUAUGAAAUGCAUGUAGUUUAUACAUGUUAAUCUAUCUAUAUAUGACGUAUGAAUAUAUUUGUGUUAUUUAUUGAAAGAAGUCUUCUUCAAAAGGAAAAAAAAUGUCUAUAAAAAAAGGAAUGAAACAAGCUAUGAACUCAUUUUGAGACCAUAAUGCAGAGCUGGGCUGCAAAGGUGCUUCACAGAAAGACUUUACAUGUGCCUUGACCAGUGUGGCUGCAGAGCAGAGAGAUAGGACAUGGUGACUCACCGACAGCAGUUGCCGCAAAUGUUUUGAAGGUGAACCUGAUAAGUGACAGAGCUGCAGGGACCUGUUCUGUCCUGCAGUCCAAUGCGGGGGCCCAAAUUCUUAGCGUUACCACUUAAUGAGACAGAUAACGAUAUCAGAGGGUACAAGGAGUUCUGUGACCAAACAUAAACACUUCCACUAUGAUCAGAAUUGACCUUUCUGUCAUGUUGUACUACACCUUACGUUCAUUUAUUCCACUCGGGGACGAAAUAAACAUAGAAAUUUCCUCGUGUGGAAUCUGCUGACAACGACCGAAAAUCCAGCGGUCUGGUUUUCCUCAGGCCACCUCGAUGCUGUUCACCCCAUUUUAAUCUCAACUGGUAUCAUGAGCUGUUUUUGUUUCUUCCUAUUAAUAAAAACCUAUAUUUCUUAAAGUUGGAAACACUUCAUUAACAAAUUCCCUUUUAAGUUUUUGAAAAGAAUAAUAAUAUGGUGACAAAGAUUAUGUAGGUGAUACCAUGUUACACUGCUUUAACAAAUACUACAGUCCUCCUUUAAAAUAUAUUUUGACCAGCUGUUCCCUACUUUACACUGGUGAUUACUUAUUAUCAACUCUGAGAUGGAGUAUAUAGGGUAAAUUUUCUGUCAAGGCUGUUUUCCAGUUAUUGUACAGUAGCAGCCAUUGCAGAAGUCCCUCACUCUGCUCGUGUCCUGUUAUAGGAGAGAGUUGUCUUAUUCAAAACAAAUCAAACAAAUCACCAUGAAAAAAACAAAUCCAACACUGAACUGAUUCUGGUAAUAGGUACUGCCUGAUAUAUCGUAUUCCUCUCUGCCAUAGAGCUCCACUGUGGUCUAAACGCAUCAGUGAGCCACACAUGAACGUGAGCACUGUAGUUUAUUUUGUCUCAAUCCCUCAAAACACCGUCUGUAAAUAUUCGACCAAAUCUGUAGCUGAAAAUAGGCCGUAACAAAUUCAUUAUUUACGCCGGUUUGAGUACCUUACUAUUAAAAACAGCAGUGCUGAGCUGUUUUAGGGGAUUGUUUCUCUUAAAACAAUCUCCUUUUAAAAAAGAAAGUACACAUAACACUGGGGCUGAAAAGGGAAGUCAGAAUUUAUGGCCACACAGUAUGUGGAGAGGGAUUAAUGCAUUGCUAUCCUCAACCUUAAAAUGCCUGAUUCAAAAGUAAAUUCUGCAGUUCCGAAAAAAACAUUUUCUGCUCGUUUAUUUCCAGGCUCAUGUUAAGGAAAGUCCAGGGAGUUCAAGCCAGUGAGAGAAACAGUGAUGGUUGAUCAGAGGUUCUGAUCAAUAGUCAUUUAUUCUGCUAUCUGAUCAGAUGUUUCACACUUCAGUUAUCUCGCCAGUUACAGCACAGAGUGAUGACAAAGAUGGAACUAAAUCUUUAUCAAAUGGGGUCAGCGGUCAAAAGACGUGACAUCGACAAUGUGGAAAGACAAAGUGAAGAGAAAGUGUGUGCAAAUUUGUGUAUGUGUGUGUGUGCACAACAGCGAUGCUUUAGGGUGCUGAAGCUCAAACUUCCAGCUGCCUCACAUCAUUGCAGAAAGUACUGUUCUAACUAGAUGGCAAAAAUCAAUUAUCUGCGGGACUAAUGUAGAACAGAUGCAGGAAGUAUCUAGAGGGACUUCUACAAUGGCUCCCACUGUGUGCAGUGCUAAUGCAGGAUAAAUGCAGGGUGAACUCUAAGUCGAACCUUUGGGAUGCUUAUCACCAUAGCACUCGUAUUAUCUGAUAUUAGUUACAGUGCUUAAAGUUUGGAAAAUCC
Toxotes jaculatrix (banded archerfish) is the source of this 3334-nucleotide messenger RNA. It is a transcript of the gene ntf3, whose product is annotated as neurotrophin 3. The coding region runs from base 110 to 1012 and encodes 300 amino acids. Gene Ontology annotation, molecular function: growth factor activity; nerve growth factor receptor binding. The transcript is spliced from 2 exons. The record is from RefSeq and is a predicted model, not a curated record. Gene Ontology annotation, biological process: nerve development; cell surface receptor protein tyrosine kinase signaling pathway; negative regulation of neuron apoptotic process. NCBI's taxonomy places the organism in Eukaryota, Metazoa, Chordata, Actinopteri, Toxotidae.